GUAUGAUUAUUAGAAAACAACUGGCAAUUAAUGUGAAAUCUGAAUGUAUAAAAAAAGGGUUGAAAAUGUCGUGCUUCUAUUUCGUACGAAAGCUCUUGAAAGAUGGUUUAAUUUCCCGACCUUUACUGCUCUAUGGUUCAAGAAGUAAACCAACACAAUGUCAAAUUUCACAGGAAAUGGUGAAAUCAAAACCAUUUUCUUCUACACAAAAAACUUAUUGUGAAAUGAAACGUCAGCUUAAAGCUCAACAAAAAGCAAAGGAAAAAGCAGAGAAAGCAGCAAAAGCAUUGGAAAAUGCCCCAAAGGAGGUUAAACCUGAAAAAACGGCUUCCAAAGAAGAAGAAACGUUGGAUCCAAAUCAAUACCUUCAAAUCCGUAAGAACACAAUCACAACUUUGCGUCAAAACAACAUUGAACCAUACCCCCACAAAUUUCAUGUUUCUAUAUCACUAAGUGACUAUGUGGAGAAAUACAACAACAUUGAAGUAGGUUCCCACUUAAACGACCAACAAGUCAGCAUUGCAGGUAGGAUUCAUGCGAAAAGGGAAGCAGGUCCAAAAUUAAUCUUCUAUGAUGUUCGUGGUGAUGGUGUCAAACUACAAGUGAUGGCCAACUCAAAAAUGUAUUCAUCGGAGGAAGCUUACCAAGAAAUCAACGAGAGGACACGAAGAGGUGACAUCAUCGGUGUUAUCGGACAUCCUGCCAAAACAAAGAAAGGGGAACUCAGCAUUGUUCCGAACACAAUAGAAAUCUUAUCUCCAUGUCUUCACAUGCUUCCUCAUCUUCAUUUUGGUUUGAAAGACAAGGAGACUCGGUACAGACAGAGGUACUUGGAUCUCAUCAUGAAUGAUCAGACACGGCAGAAGUUUAUAACACGAGCAAAAAUCAUUUCUUAUAUACGUUCUUUCUUUGAUCAAAUGGGAUUUUUAGAGGUUGAAACACCCAUGAUGAACAUGGUAGCAGGAGGAGCUACUGCCAAACCAUUCAUCACUCACCAUAAUGAUUUAGAUAUGGACCUUUACAUGAGGGUAGCACCAGAACUUUACCUGAAGAUGUUGGUUGUUGGUGGGUUGGAUCGUGUGUAUGAGAUCGGUCGCUUGUUUCGUAACGAAGGUAUCGACAUGACGCAUAACCCGGAGUUCACAUCGUGCGAGUUUUACAUGGCCUAUGCUGAUUAUGAGGAUUUAAUGAAGAUAUCUGAAACUCUUAUUUCUGGAAUGGUGAAACAGAUCUGUGGAUCGUAUAAACUCACUUAUCAUCCUGAUGGUCCGGAUAGCGAGGGAUACGAGGUGGAUUAUACUCCUCCCUUUCGCAGACUUCGGAUGUUGCCGGAUCUAGAGAGAUUAACCGGGAUGGAGUUUCCAAAACCAACCGAACUUCACACAGCAGGAGCUCAGGCACGACUCGAUGAGAUUUGUGUCAAACUUGGAGUGGAAUGUCCCCCUCCACGUACUACUGCACGCUUGCUGGAUAAGUUGGUUGGUGAUUAUCUUGAGGUAAAUUGCAUCAACCCAACUUUCAUCACCGAACAUCCAGAGAUCAUGAGUCCUCUUGCUAAGUGGCAUCGAUCCAUCAAAGGUUUAACUGAGAGGUUCGAGUUAUUUGUAAACAAGAAGGAAAUAUGUAAUGCUUAUACUGAAUUGAACGAUCCAAUGAUACAACGACAAAGAUUUGAACAACAAGCUCUGGACAAAGCAGCUGGUGAUGAUGAAGCUCAAAUGGUAGAUGAGAAUUUCUGCACAGCCCUUGAAUAUGGUUUGCCACCAACUGGUGGUUGGGGUAUGGGCAUUGAUAGAUUGACGAUGUUUCUAACUGACUCUAAUAAUAUCAAGGAGGUUCUUCUCUUUCCUGCCAUGAAACCUGAUGAUCAAGUUCCUAAAAAAGCAGAGGAUUCUCCUUCCACUUGAAUAUGGCUUCUUGACUAACUAUAGAUUUAGCUUAGUUAAAUGGUUUUGUGUAAUUGCUUGAAAAGUUAGUCCAAUUUCUGUAUUGCAAAGUUCAUAAGGUUGUUUAUGGUGGUAAACAAGUCUGUACAACUCUUGACUUAUCAGUUAGGAUUAAAUAUAGCAUGUAAAAAUUUAUAGCACAUUCUGUUGUAAACAAGCUGCUGUCCACGUUUGUUGCUCUUUCCAGCACAUACAUAGGUAGUAGGUACAUUCAAAAGAAAUUAUUCUGACAUAGUGUAAUGUUCCUAAUACAAAAUUCUAGACUUGGUUGUUUUUAUGGUUGUACUUGCUUUCUAUUAAGGAUAAAGACAUGUCCUUGGGUAAAUAAAAAUCUGCCAAAAUAAA
Messenger RNA from Ciona intestinalis (vase tunicate), 2291 nucleotides. Its product is annotated as lysine--tRNA ligase. Lineage: Eukaryota; Metazoa; Chordata; Ascidiacea; Phlebobranchia; Cionidae. The record is from RefSeq and is a predicted model, not a curated record. Gene Ontology annotation, biological process: lysyl-tRNA aminoacylation. Gene Ontology annotation, cellular component: aminoacyl-tRNA synthetase multienzyme complex; cytoplasm; cytosol. Gene Ontology annotation, molecular function: tRNA binding; ATP binding; lysine-tRNA ligase activity.